Messenger RNA from Drosophila eugracilis, 1513 nucleotides. It is a transcript of the gene ScsbetaG, whose product is annotated as succinate--CoA ligase [GDP-forming] subunit beta, mitochondrial. Gene Ontology annotation, cellular component: succinate-CoA ligase complex; mitochondrion. Gene Ontology annotation, molecular function: ATP binding; succinate-CoA ligase (GDP-forming) activity. The coding region runs from base 144 to 1394 and encodes 416 amino acids. Lineage: Eukaryota; Metazoa; Arthropoda; Insecta; Diptera; Drosophilidae. Gene Ontology annotation, biological process: tricarboxylic acid cycle; succinyl-CoA metabolic process. The record is from RefSeq and is a predicted model, not a curated record. The transcript is spliced from 4 exons.
UGAAAUCUGAUAAGCAUCGUGGGGACGGCGGCGACUUUUGGUUGUGUUUUUAAACAAUUAUUGCCGAUAAAGUGGGCCGGUUAUAAAAAUAAAUUAAUAAACAUUUUGCAAAAAUAAUCAGUUAACAGCCAAGAACAACCGAGAUGUCGUUCCUAAUUAAAGCAGCCGCCGCAGCCCGUCAAAUCGUUCAUAAGGUGCCCGUUCGUCAUCUGAAUCUCCUGGAAUUCCAAAGCAAAGAUCUCCUCCAGAAAUAUGGAGUGGCCAUCCAGCAAUUUAAGGUUUUGGAUAACUCCAAGGCCGAUGCAGAGGUGGUUAAUACUUUUGAGUGCCCGGAAUAUGUGGUCAAGGCGCAGAUUCUUGCCGGUGGGCGUGGAAAGGGAACUUUUGACAGCGGUUUCAAAGGCGGCGUGCAUAUUACCACAAACAAGAGCGAAGUGCUUUCGCUCACCCAGCAGAUGAUUGGAAACCGGCUGAUAACGAAACAAACGCCGAAAUCGGGAAUUCUGGUCAACAAGGUCAUGGUGGCACGCAGUAUCAACAUCACCCGGGAGACUUAUCUGUGCAUCUUGCUGGAUCGCGAGCACAAUGGACCCGUGUUGAUUGCUUCACCUGCCGGAGGCAUGGAUAUCGAAGCAGUGGCCGAAGAAACCCCAGAGAAAAUUAAGACUGUCCCCCUGAACAUUGAUAAGCCCAUUCCGGAGGCAACGCUCUUGGAGGUGGCCAAGUUCUUGGAGUUUAAGGGAGAUGCCGUGAAGCGUUGUGCCGAGGAAAUCCAGAAACUCUAUACGCUCUUCAAGGCGGUUGAUGCCGUACAGAUUGAAAUUAACCCGCUGGCGGAGACCGAUAAGGGAGAAGUGAUCUCAGUUGAUGCCAAGCUUAACUUUGACGAUAAUGCCCAGUUCCGUCAAAAGGAUAUUUUCUCCAUGGACGUCACCGAGGAGGAGUCUGAUCCCCGUGAAGUAGAGGCUGCCAAAUAUAAUUUGAAUUACGUCGCCAUGGAUGGUAACAUUGGUUGCUUGGUGAAUGGCGCUGGUUUGGCCAUGGCCACCAUGGACAUCAUUAAACUGAAUGGCGGCGAGCCCGCCAACUUCCUAGAUGUAGGAGGUGGUGUCAAAGAGGAUCAGGUUGCCAAGGCUUUUGAGAUCCUUACCGCUGAUCCGAAAGUCAAGGGAAUCCUUGUCAAUGUCUUUGGCGGAAUUGUCAAUUGUGCCACAAUUGCCAAUGGCAUUGUGGCUGCCUCGAAGAAGUUGCAACUGAAUGUUCCAUUGGUAGUGCGAUUGGAGGGAACCAAUGUGAAUCAAGCUCGAGAGAUCCUGAAAAAUUCGGGUUUGCCCAUUCAGACGGCCAGUGACUUGGAUGAUGCCGCCCACAAGGCCGUGGCUGCCCUUAAUUAAGGGUAAUUUUGAUCAAGGAGAGAAUGUCUUCCAGAUUAUCACGACGCACAUUAGCAUUUAAAACGGAUAGGCCUUUUUAAUAUAAGUUUUUAUUGACAAUAUAACCAAAAUAUAUCAUA